Messenger RNA from Drosophila persimilis, 2698 nucleotides. RefSeq lists its product as uncharacterized. The transcript has 3 exons. Bases 527 to 2209 code for a protein of 560 amino acids. The record is from RefSeq and is a predicted model, not a curated record. Lineage: Eukaryota; Metazoa; Arthropoda; Insecta; Diptera; Drosophilidae.
UUGGGGGAAAAAGCAACAUCACAUCACCGUGAAAAAAUAGGGAAAAAUGUGGUUUUCGGGCAAGUAGGUGCUAGGAGGUGAGCAGGGAAGUGGAAAAUCGAAUGAAAAUUCGUUGAAACGCACAAACCCGAUAUGAAAUAGCUGAAAUUGCUUUCGUAUUUCGUAUUGGUACGAGUAUCGUCGCACCAAGAAGCAAAAACAGCGACAGAGACACAGACACAGAGGCAUAGGCAGUGGCUGAGUGGAAGCAAGAAGUCGAGGCAGAUGACCGAUGCAGAAGUAAAAUCUACGUGCAAAUUCGACAAACAGAGCUAAGAUAGCAGUUGGGGCAGAUAUAUUGCCGCAAACAGUUCUAAUUAUACAACAGCCGUAGUGUGUUCCACGACCCCCCCCCCUCCCGAAGAACGAAACUGGUUAUACACACAGCAACGACGACGGACGACGAAGGAACGGGAGCAGCAGCAGCAGCAGCAGCGAAAGGCAGUUCGGCGCAGCGGAGAGUGAGGGCACUCGCGACUGCUGUUCGAUGGACAAAAUCAAAUCAAAGGUUAUUGGCGUGCUGCGCGAACGCGACGGAGGCACGAAUGUCAAUCGAAGCGGCGGCGGUGUCGGCAUCGGCAUCUCCAAUGGCAACGCCAAUGGCGGCAGCGGCGUUGGCAGUCAUCAGGUGGGCGUGGGCGUGGCCGCUGCAAUUGGGGUCACGCAGGACAAUGGCAAUGGCAAUGGCAACGAAGGCAACGCCCCUGGACCAGAGCGAAGCGAUGGACAUGCGAACAGCAGUGCACUGGCACCUGGAACCACCGGAGUGGGUGGGGCGGCACGCACAUCGGUGCUGUCGCGACCCCAGACAUCGAAAAUCAGCGCUCUCGACCUGGCCGGCAUAUUGAACACUCGGCGGCGCCUAGAGUGGACCAAGGAGUGGCUGCGCAAGAACCAGGCCGAGUUCCUAAGCAAGGAGAAUCUGCUGAACGAGCUGCAGUCGCGCAAGGACGAGUGCUAUCACUUGAAUUACUUCCUCGCCAUAACCGAGAGCCAAUUCCGCUACCUAGUGCAGAAGCUGGAGCCGAUCAUCAGUCAGUAUGCGCCACAGCGGAAGAAGAAAUCGUUCAGCGCCGAGGAGCGUCUGGCCAUAACGCUCAAGUAUUUGGCAACGGGUGAAGUGCAUUCUUGUCGAAACUACUGCUUCCGUGCCUCGAAAUUUGUGAUAAACGAAAUGAUUGCCAAUAUCUGUCUGGGCUUCUACGAGCACCUCAAGGACCAAUACGUGACACUACCAAAGACUGAUGAGCAGUGGCGCAAUGCGGCCACGGACAUGGAGCGCAAGCACAGCCUACCCCAGUGCGUGGGUAACCUCUUCAUGCGCAGCAUUCAGCUGCAGAGCAAUGUGGCCAGCAGUACCACUAAUGGGGACGACCGCAAGCGGGCCACCGUCAUCUUCACGGGCAUCGUGGAUGCCGACAACAAUUUCCAGUAUGCGAAGGUGGAGCGAGCGGCAAACAGUCGCCCCAACGAUAUAUACAACCAGACCACUGCCGUGGAGCUGAUCGAGCACAAGAUGCACGCCCUGGAGGCGCAGUCAAAGCAUCGUAAUGGCUACUACUUUGUCGGGGACUCUGUGCUGCCAGCCACCUCAUACUUGGUCACCACACGUAACUGGCCAAGGGACCGGUCAGUGCUCGACGCUCUCGAGCAGGUCAAUGCUCACGCGGACCAGACCAUGCGGAUUCUCUGCAACAUGUUCCCCAUUUUGGCGCAGCCUCUGCGCGUUAGCGACAAGCAUAUCCGCGAAGUGGUUCUCGGGUGCGUGGCGCUGUACAAUUUCCUGCGCAAGUCGGACGACUCUUUCCGCCGCAACAGCGACAGCAUCGUGCAGCAGAAGCGCGGAGCGGAGCAGCAGCAGCUGGCGUAUGCGGACAGCGAGGAGAUCGACGAUGACUGCAUCAUGCUGGCCACCGAGGAGGAGUUGCGUGAGCGGGCCGAGUUCACGCCCAGCGUUGGCCUGACCACCUGUUUCCAGACCCUGUGCGCGCAGCGUGGCGAGACGGCCGAGGGCCUGGCCAAGCGGGAAUGGCUGCUACAGCUGCCACUGUCCAGUGGCGAACAAAAUGGGACUGCGAAUGAGAACGAGAAUGAGAAUGAGAAUGGGAACGUGAGCGGGAGUGCUGCCAAUACCAACGGAAGCGGCAGCGAGAACGGGAGUUUAUAUUAGAGCAAUUUACCUAAGUACUAAGUUUACGAAUUUUGUAUAGUUCCUUGUUUUAUAUUUUGUAAUCUAUACUCUGUAACUGCAUCGGCCGAAAAGUCGCCGACUAUUGUUUACCUCUUGUUUAGCGCAUUCUUCUUCUGCAUACCAUACGAUUACCAUUACGAUUACCUGCGCUGUUCUACCUUCGUUCGUUCGUUGGUUCGUUCGUUCUGUGCUUCUCCUAGGGUCUGUAUAGUUAGCUUAGUUUCUUAUGGAAGUUCAGGUUCAGUGAAUGACGCUAUGUGAUGUCUCAAAUCUCUAUUGUGGCCCAGUGCUCCUGGGGAGCUUAGCAAUGCGGCAACAACCAGAUUGUCGCGCGAACAGCGGUGUGAAAGUCGAAAUUCGAUUAAAUAAAACGGAAACAGAUCAACAAAAUUAAAAUUUUAGUAUUCGUAUUUAAGCAAGCAACAAAUUAUACAUAAUUAUAUUUACAAUAAAUGUGUAAGGAAUGGU